Messenger RNA from Strongylocentrotus purpuratus (purple sea urchin), 1711 nucleotides. RefSeq lists its product as uncharacterized. The record is from RefSeq and is a predicted model, not a curated record. Lineage: Eukaryota; Metazoa; Echinodermata; Echinoidea; Camarodonta; Strongylocentrotidae. The transcript is spliced from 4 exons. The coding region runs from base 1 to 1011 and encodes 336 amino acids.
AUGGAUUCAGAUUAUGUAUAUACCUUCUCUUCAGACGAGGGAACCGACGUUGACGAGGCAUACGAUCGCCAUGUGAGAGAGGAAUAUUUGCGGUCAAGUUCAUCGGACGUGGUCGUGGACGUCUCUAGCUCUGCCGAGGAAAGACCGACAAUUGCGAAGAGACGACGCAACGCCAACGAGGAUCUCCCCUCUACGUCUCGGGCUGCCAUCGCUGGAUCUGGAGCAGGCACACAGAGCCAGAAGAGAGGUCGAGGACGAGGACGAGGACGAGGACGAGGACGUGGACGAGGACGAGGUCGAGGACGGGAAGUUGAGUCGAACGACGACUCGGAACCCCAAAGACAGGGAGCCACACAGCAAGCCAAACGCGGGGCCAAACGUGGCAAUCGUGGCAAACGGGCUGGACGUGGUGCCAGCACUGUUGCUGGGAUGGCCACAUCAGGCCGAACUCAGACGAAUGAUAGGGAACGUAUUCAAGCACUCCGGGAUGCGAGGGAGACCAGGUUGACGGAAGACAUUUCAAAAAUGACUUAUAAGGAGAUUCAGGAUCUACUCCUGAUAAACGUGAAGAGACGUCCUGGGAUGGUGUUCGACCUCCUCUACCCACCACCAGACUACGUGCCCCCGCCCCAGGCUGAUCUACCUUGGUGCAGAUGUGGACGAUGUAGAGACAUGCCUACAGAUGUAGAAAGGCUAUGCUGUGGGCAACGUCCCGAGGACUGCCGAAGUCAGCAUGCGAUCUUCCAGCUCAUCGUCGAUGAAGUGGCCCUUCUGAUCCAACGGGCCAUGUGGAAUGACGCUUAUAAUUUGGAAGAGGAGCCACAGGAGCCAGGAGAGGAAAAUCGAGCCAUGCGCCAUGCAGCAUAUAGAUGUUUUGUCUUCUGGCAACAUGGACGGCUAGGGCAAGGCAACAGACGGGUUAUCCCAAGCUGUUGUGUGUCAGAGAUCCGAGGGAUGUACCCUAGUGCCACAGGUAUAUACACAGGGUACAUCCCUGGGAGGUUUGUUUGACAUUUCUAAAGUGGCACACUUCAUAUCGGGAUAACUGGUCUGUUACUUUGCUCUAGCCAUAGACAUACUUAUACUGGUAGUUCAAAAGCAGAUUUUUUAUUGUAGUAUACAACAUAAAUUUAAAUAUAACAACUGAUAUGUUGCCUAUUUGUCUUGCCUUGUUGGAGAAACCAAAUUUGUAUGUGUUGGUACUUAUACUGUUCGCUGUCUUACCCACAUAAACCUGUUUCAUACCUGUAUAUAUUACACAAGUUUGUUAUACACUUUCUAAUGUUUAUGUUCACUUUUUAUAAUGUCUUGUUCCAAACAUGAACUGACAUAAAAGUGUAUUAAGCAUUUGUUAUAUAAGUUUGUCGUACUUUUUCACACCUUGAUGUUUAUGAAGCUAACUUCAAGUAUUUCUACAUUUUUCAUUAUUAUACAUGUAUAUUGAAAUUAAAAUGUAAGUGGCACAUGAAAUGACAAAUUUCUGAGAAACAGUAAUUUUUUAACUUGAACGUCUAGUUUUUAAUCACAGUUUCUUUCGUAUUACUCCUUUAUAUAUAAUACCAAUCAAAUUCUCCUGGUUACAAUGUGAAAAACAGCAUCUUUGUAAAUUAUACAAUGGAAAGUUCAAAAUGAAAGCUCUAUCCGAUAAGUUUGUUGUACUUUUUCACACCUUGAUGUUUAUGUAGCUAUCUUCAAGUAAUUCUACAUUUUG